AUGCAGCUUUUGACUUGCAACUCCACGACUCGAGCCCUACCAGGACUUUUGAUGAGAUCCAGACGAACUCACCAUUCAUCGAGCAGCAUCAAACUCUCUAUUCGUUUCAUUCAUUCACUUAAAAGCUCUUCAUUCCACUUUUAUUAUUCUGCCCUGCUCAAACAAAACCCACCUCUUGUUACCGCCUCGAAAAGUAUCCUCUAUCCCCAUUCCCAUUCCCCCUUUGUCUUCCUCCCCACUCUGCUCGCCAUCCUCUUCCUACUUCCCUCUUUCUACCCCUCCCCCUCCUCCAUACCGCCCUUGUUUCCAGCCCCAGGUGCUCUGCCUUCCUACUUGUCCACGCCCAUGCCCACUCACACACUGACACAACCCCUCGACGCCGGCCAGGCCAAAGGAGGCAGCGCCACAUCGGCCGCCGCGGUUUCGGCCGCAGGUCCGAUGAUCGGCGGACUCAAUCCGAUCGGCGUCCGUCUCAUCCAACAGGCCUGGACUGAGUUGAUGCGCUUAGUGCAGACAGACCGGAUUAAAAGCAUGGUAGACAGUGAAUUCGCCUUUGAAGAGGUAAGAAAUAGCAUGUCAGGCGUCCACAUGCCCAUUCAUCCUCCUCGCCAUAGUGAUUUUCUCACACUACUAUUAACAGGCUUCAUAGUACCAUAG
Molecule: messenger RNA, 657 nt
Organism: Protopolystoma xenopodis
Lineage: Eukaryota; Metazoa; Platyhelminthes; Monogenea; Polystomatidea; Polystomatidae
Source: the annotation of a GenBank genome assembly